AUGUUCAUGGAAACCUUAGUUCAGGGUUUGUACUACUCAUACUACAAGACAAUAAUCAAUGCUCCAUCGUUCUACAGUGGUCUACAACAAAUAACCAAUGACAAUGUGACGGAAUACGGUCACACCAUCAACACGUUGAACGAUUCAAUCUCUACCCAGAGUGAUACGAUACUGGAGGUUGCUGCGGGUGUUGGCAUUCCUUUCAAUCACGGAGCCACCAGAGACAAUUGA
Molecule: messenger RNA, 231 nt
Organism: Cooperia oncophora
Lineage: Eukaryota; Metazoa; Nematoda; Chromadorea; Rhabditida; Trichostrongylidae
Source: the annotation of a GenBank genome assembly